AUGCAGCUACCCGAUUACCAGCCAUAUAUCAAUGGCUUGCUCAGACAGUUUGCCUUUAGUGAAGAGGGAGCUGUAUUGCGCAUUGUGCUAUCUGCCAGCACCAAGGUGAUAUACAAUCUGCUGUUCCACAAACUUGCCGAAUUUCCAGGGCCUCUGUUAGCCCGGUCAACGCUGAUAUGGCGAAUCUACUAUUCCCUCGGCGGCCGGUUUCACGUUGCCAUCCACGAACAACACCGCAAAUAUGGCCCAGUAGUUCGGAUUUCUCCUAACGAACUGUCUUUCGCAUCGGUCGAGUCCUGGAAGGCUAUCUACGGCCUCCAGCCACCUGGCACUCCUACGCCCAUCAAAUCCGAGUUCUACGACAUAUACGGCGCCGGAUUCAGCUCGCUAUGCAUCGGCAGCGAGAGAAACCCCCAGAAACACAGCCAGAUGCGCAAGAUGCUCUCAGCGGCGUUUGCGACAAAAGCGCUAGUAGAACAGGAAGCUAUAUUUUCUGACGUGGUGGAUCAAUUUAUCACUUCUAUUGGGCAGGUAGGGGGUUCUGACUCGAAGGGUAUCAACAUGAGCAAGUGGUUUGAGAUGGUGUCGUUUGAUAUUCUUGGUGAAAUGGCUUUUGGAGAGUCUUUCCAUUGCAUUGAUACCGGCAAACCGCACUUCUGGUCUGAGCUUAUCACCAGUCAUUUGUACUUCAUUACGCUAGUGGACAACUUGCGUCGAUUCCCAAUGGUUGUUGCCUUGACGAAGCUGCUAUUCCCAUCCACGCUUGCGGUGCGAAACAAGAACUCGGAGUAUAGUCGCCAACAGGUCGCAAAGCGCCUAGAAAAAGAUUCCAAUCGAAAAGACUUCUUGUCCACAGUUGUCAAGAAUUUCCGCGCGGGAAACGUCAGCAAAGAGGAGAUGACCGCGCAUGUGUCCACCCUGACCAUCGCCGGAGGGGAGACGGUUUCGACCUGCCUUGCAGGAACUACAUACUAUCUGCUGAGGAAUCCAGAUUGUUUGGCGAAACUGCAGCGCGAAAUCGUCGACCGGUUCACCUCCUGGGAAGAAAUCAACGGAACAGCUGCACGACAACUCCCGUACCUGCAAGCUGUCAUCAACGAAGGACUUCGAAUGUACCCGCCGGGACCUCAGGGCUUCCCUCGUCUAUCUCCGGGUAUGAAAGUGGGCGACUAUUGGGUCCCUGAAGGAGCCGAGGUCUACACCAGCGCAUAUACAGUGACCCAUGAUGAGCAAUACUUCGCGGAACCAAUGAAGUUCAAGCCUGACAGAUGGCUGGAUUCACACUCUACAGAUGUCAAGGAAGCUAGCCAGCCUUUCUCGCUGGGCACGCGGGGCUGCUUGGGGCAGAAUUUUGCGUAUAUGGAGUUGAACUUGAUUCUGGCCAAGAUGAUCUGGAAAUACGAUUUGGAACUGGUCAACAAAGAUUUGGACUGGGAGGGACAGAGCCAUAUGCAUGUUAUGUGGUGGAAGCCCAAGUUGAUGGUUCGGUUUACGGAAAGGACCUGA
Aspergillus candidus is the source of this 1506-nucleotide messenger RNA. RefSeq names its product cytochrome P450. The record is from RefSeq and is a predicted model, not a curated record. Bases 1 to 1506 code for a protein of 501 amino acids. Gene Ontology annotation, molecular function: heme binding; oxidoreductase activity, acting on paired donors, with incorporation or reduction of molecular oxygen; monooxygenase activity. The transcript is spliced from 9 exons. NCBI's taxonomy places the organism in Eukaryota, Fungi, Ascomycota, Eurotiomycetes, Eurotiales, Aspergillaceae.